GAGAGUGGGAGGGAGUUUAUAUGGGAGGCAACACUGUGAAGAGAGGGAGGAGAAAGAGAGAAAGAGUGUUUAUGGAAGAAUGUGACAGUGUGCAGUGUAUGGGAGAUGGGGCGGACUGAUUGCAAGCGUACCAGGUGUUGAAGAGGGAUGAAAAGAGAGAAGAGAUAACUCCUGCUCUCCACAACAAAAGUACCAGCUAGUGCCCGACUGGAAGUGGUUUGUCCACAGUGAUCCGCUCAGCAUUGGGGAAGAGAGAAGCAGCAGCACUAGCUGUGACUGUGAGAGCAUGCAGGCAGAUUAUAAUGGAGGUAAGUCACCUACAGUCACACUUCAAGAAUGUUAUGGUGGUUUGAGGAAAUAUGAUAGCACAGGCUCAGUCACAGGCUCACAACUUUCUGCAGGAGUGAGCCAGAUGCCACAGAUUUGAGAGAGUGUGAUUUGUUGAGUGGAACUGCCCCUGUUGUGACUUUUAUAAAGUUAGCUGUGUUUGCUCUAAGUAGAAAACACAUUUUUAACCAAUUUUGAUUCACUACUGCUGAGUAAUAUCAGUUAUUUGCUUUGUUAAACACUCUGAGUGAACUAUAGUUUCUCCACAUGGAAGCAGUCCAUGUGUUUUGUUACUGUUAGUGUGUGAUCACAGUGAUUGAGGGCAUACCAGCUCUGAAUGUAACUUCUGCUCCAACUUUUAUUUAGUUUCCAACAUGAUUAGUCGCUAGGAACAAGAACUAUUAAUUUAAACCGAAGAAAUUAUACAGUACAGGCUUUAUGAAUAUGCUGCACACAGCAAUUCAUGAACGUUAACAGCACUGUGUGCAGAACAGGUUAUUGUUAAGUGUUUGAAGCAUGUAUUUAAUGUGUUCCCACCCUGCUAUUCUAUGCUGUUCAGCCCCCCUAUGAUUUCGCGGCUCAAUUAAUAGCAAUGCCAGAGAGCAUGUGUGGGAAAUAAUUUGCCCCUUGCACAACCUCCCAGUUAAAGUUCUGUCACACCUGUGAGCUGAAUGUGUCGAGACCUGUUGGGAUCAGGAAUUGUUGUUCAUUGUGCAGGUGACAAGGUGUAUGAGUAAAUACAGAGCACCUGUGCAGGCAGGUUCAGCUCUGCUCUGCACAGGGACUUAUUGUGGUGAAGAGAAACACAAGAAAAGACAGGAUCAUGAGGUGAGGGUGGAAGAUAAAAGAAGAGGAUAGGCUUUUUUCUUCGACAGCAGAGUAUUUCAGCUGUUUUUUUUCCUCUUAGAAGAGCAGAGUUUCUUUUGCCUGUGUUUUAAUUUUGACUUUACAAAUCAUUUCAUAGUUUAGUCUAGUUUAUUAGCAGGUUUCUCUCAUAUAUGUUGCGUGUGACAAACCAGUGGCGCUGUCAUGACCUGCUAAAGUAGACGCGUCCUAAAAUAGCUGUCCCAGAUACCCAAAUGCAGUUUCCUUGCAUGAGUGAAAGCUCUGUGUCAGAUAGGAGCAGCAUCCCAACAUCCCUUAAAGUCUUGGCACAUGAUAAUAUUGAAACUUUGCAGCACUGAUACAAACCCUUAGAUGAUAUAUUAUGUUCUACAUACAAACCUGCUCAGAAUCAGCCAGCAGCAGGUGAGUAUGAGGUGUGACUCCAUUAAGUUUUGACACUGAAACUGUUGCAGAACCCUGCAGGUUUUUCCCUACAUUGAGCAAUUUAGAAUUACAAGGUUAAGGGAGGCUUUUAUUUUGGAGCAGGGCACAGGUAUCGCCUGCAGAAAUGAUUUCCAGCUGCUUUUAGAAUGAUACAGACCCCUGAAAGUGAGCUCAUUGUGUCUUCUCUUACUCCCACAUUACACCAUACAGCUCACACGCACACACACGCGCGCACACAUCGAGCAGAUUAGGAGGAUGGGAGGAUGGUUAUGCUCCAGAAUGACAGCCUUAUCACUGAGUCUUCAGCUUGCAGGGUCAAUGGGCCCCAGUGCCAGGAAAGGCCUCAUUCUUUUCCACCUACCUAUGCAUGUCAUCCCACUGUAAUACCGUAUCAAACAAAGCAUAGAAGACAGACUUCAGAAAUGGUGAAGGGAGACUUUGUGUGACUCUCUAAAGUGAGUUUUUGUACCGCUUCUUUGCUCAGUGAUUCGACUCAGUUGAAGAGAUGCAGCUCUAAUUUGUAUCUGCGCCACUAUACAACUUCUACACUUUUAUAACAAGCACGCCUUCCAUUCAGAAGACUCGGCUAUCGCACAAAUGGUAAUGCAAAACAACAAAGCUUUUAUGAUGAUCCAUUUAAAUCUCAUGUUUAUGAGACGCCAUAUCCGCGCAUCAAUGACACAGCACGCUCAAGACAGAGAUGGCUAAUGGAAAAGGUAAAUAUUUGCGGGUAAUGGAUGGGCAAUAAUUCAAAAUGACUAAAAAUACUUCUGCUUGUAACAAUACAUUUCUACUCUCUGUUUAUAGAGUGGGAUAAAAGCCUCAGACCUGAAUAUUUCAUGGAGCUGGCCGGUGAGCUGCUGCAUCUCACUAAAGACAUAUUCAACUCUUUUUAAAACUAUUUCUGGCCGGAUUCCAGCAAGCUGUAUCAGGCACCUUGCAGAAAAGCACAGAGACGUAUUUUGAGGCAAUAAUUAAUCUUGUUUGGAUGGAUGCAGCCCAAUAAAGACAUAUAAAAGGCAAUAUUGGAUAUUUAAUUUCAGAACUCCUUAAAUUCAUGAGCGUCAAUUCCCAUCGUCAUCACGGCUCUAAAGGCUCCCAUUUAGACUCCAUUAAAAAUACAUUUUCCUCUACACUCCAGCUGCCAAGGUUAUGCUAAUGCCUGUAAUACACUGGUUGGCCAGCUAUUCCAACUCAGUUAGCAGUGCAGACAACCUCCUUUUGUAUUAAAACCCAAGGAGGUUGAUUGUUCGGUUGACCUAAUGGCUCAUUUAGAUGCACAUAAAAGCAUCUGAAUGCAAUCUAAUUUCAACAGGGGGUUCUCCACUAAAAGCCGGCCUCUGGCUAAAGAUGCUGCCACGCGGCUGCCAAUAGAAGAUACUGAGAUUGAAUUAAUGAGUAUUAGAUGUUUCAAGUGAACAUGCAGACUAUGAGCCUGUUAAAGUGAUCAAAAUGCUUGAACUUUAACAGAGGAGACAUUGACUUUUACAGUGGACAGUACAGCAGCUAUCCAUGUAUAAUGCAACAUUGGCUCCACAGAAUAUAAAUCCUGCUCUCUCACACACGUACUUGCUUCCCUCUCCGUGCCUGGUAUUCCAUCUCCUCACUGUGGGGCUGUAAUGAGUGUCUGGUAUUCUGCUCUUCACCAUUCAAGCACCAUUCAUGCUCAAUCUCCUUUACAAUGCACUAAAAGGAUUACCCAAUUAGCUACUAUUGGAUGCCAUUGUGUGCUGUGCGUCUGUGUGUGUGUGUGUAUAUGGGUGCAAAGUGUGACUGUGUGUGUGCUUGGUCAGUAGAUAGAUGUGUUAACAUAGAAAGCAAAGAUAGAUGGCUGUCUGUCCCCCACACUUCAUUCCCAGUUGAUGUUCUGCUGGAGGCCACAUUACUCAUCCCAGCAACUCAGUCCCAGAGAGUAAGACACACGACGGGGAAGUGUGUGUGUGUGUGUGUAUAAUUGUGUGUGUGGGUGUCCCACAGAGGAUGACAGAGAUAGAGACUGAGUAUUACUAAGUAUUACUCAAUAAUUCAACCUGUCAGCCUAUCAUUCUCUGGAAAUAUACCCUCUGCCAAAGAGAGGACCAUGUCAUGCGUGAGCUGCUGCUUCUUCCCUUGUCUGUAAUUUGUGACUUCAAUUUCCACCGCGUCAUGCCUUAGAUAAUAGGAAGGCCUGCUUCAUAACAUGUGAAUCAUCCACUGCAUUGUGUGAAUCACUGAUCAAUUUCAGUUAUCUAAUGUGUUACAUCACGCCAUGAGCAAUACGUUCUGCGUAUAUUUAGAGGAACGGACUGCGUAAUACGCACUGAUCAAGUUUUAUUCUAAUGUAGGAUGUAACUAACUGCCUAAACCUGACUCUGUUUGGUUUUGUUUCUUGCACAUUAAAUUAUGGUCUGAAACAGUGAUUUGAGUGAUACAUGUAAACAAGAGUCACUUAAAUCUUGAUAAAUCUCCAUCUUUACAAAAAAGUUAUAUCUGUGUCGUCCACAUGUUGACGAGCCGACGUGUGGAUAUUUUGGAAGCAUCAGAAAUGUUGGCUUUUUGAAAGGUUGCUCUUCAGUGUUUGACUCCUGCUGAACGUCUUUGAUGUCAGACAGGCCUGCUGGCAUUUGACCACCCCACACUGGAAACAAACUGUGCUUUCAUCUCCAUUAGAUGUCAAUGAUAUCCUAACCUUGACAAAAAAAGACCAGAUUUCCACUGAGAUAGAUAUAUCGCCUCCAGUUACAUUUAAAUCUACCAGAUGCAGUGACAUUAUCAACAGGAUGGGUGUUAGUGAAAAGAAAAAAAGGUUUAACACAUAAGAGAAGUGAAUAAAAAUGAGAAAAGGAUUACUUUUUAAGGGAAUGGGAGUGAAGUUAAAGGGUAAUUCACCAUUUUAGCCUGUAACUUUAACAUUAAAGACCCACUCCGAUGAAAAUCAUGUUUCUCUUGUUUUCUAUAUGUUCAUAUGGCAUUUUUCUGACACUACAGGACAUAUCAUGAGAAAAAAAGUGCAAAAUUGCAUUUAUGAGUAUUUCUACAUUCAAACUGCUGUGAACCACAACGGCAGGUCCAGACACAGUGAGAUUUCCUACGUAGCAAAUCCAAACUUCCCCGCUAUGCAGGCCACGCUCGGGGAAAUCGAGAAGACAAUCGUAGAGCAAGCGUGUGCAGGAGUGGAUUGCAAUGCUUGUCAGGAAGCUAAUUAUAUUAACUUUCAUCAUGCCCCCAAAGAAAUUCAUGUACAAGCUCUGAGUAGCUCCUAUGUUACCUGCUUCUUCUGCUACACUGGCAAUGUUACGCUGCAAGCUAGCGUGAAGAGGAGUGUGCAGAGCAGUGCUAUCUCCGCCCAUGACUCAGAGGCGAAUUGCUAAUGAGCUGCUGGAACUGUGCAGAAGAAAAGAUCUCGAAAAUGACACAGGUAAUGUGAUUUUGGCUAAAACUUCAUAAUCACAACUAUAAGACCACCAAUAAAACUCUAAAUAGUAAAAAAAAAUAAAGUAAAACGAUUGGAGUGGGACUUAAAGGUGAUAGCUUGACCUUUGACACCUUAAGUUUUGUGAAAAACAUGUAGAUGCCAGGAAUCAAUAAUCAGCUUUGCUUCUACUGCUUAUAUUUUGAUACCCAUAGGACCUCAAAAUGCAUGAAUAAUGGCAAUCAAUAAACCCUAAAUUACUCAUACUUUAAGGAUUAAAUUGACAGAAUCCGCCACAGAUGGAAAGUUCUCCAACAGGUCAGAGCUUCAAAGAAAUUGACCCUGUGUAAAAAGAUUCAGUGUGCGCCUAAGAUGCACACAUAAACAAAGAACAAUAAGCUGUCUGAGAAUGACCUAAAAAAACAGACACACUGAACUAGAUAGAUUACACGUGCAUCUGUUAGAAAUUACCAUACAGACAGUGAGAAUUAAAGCAAUGCCAUCUGGCACAGUGGCAGGAGCGUGGAGUUACAGUGAGAACAGAGGAGAGUUUCAUGGUCAUUGUAAGACAGGUAUAAAUCCUCAACCUUUAUAGCACACACUGCUGCCUUCCACUGGCUGUGCUAAUGGAUUGGCUAUGCUCUCACUCUGGUGUGUACGUGUGAGUGUAUCUAUUUGUGUGUGCCUGUUUUGGGGGGGGUGUAUUGUCAGCUGGUCCCGCGCGGGCCGGGGCUUUGUGUCAGACAGGUCAGCUGUGCCUCGGAAGCUGGGACAGCACCCUCCCCAUGGACACACAACCGCCCCUCCUGCCUGAGCACACACACACACACACACACACACACACACACACACACACACACACACACACACACACACACACACAUCAUAGGGGUGUGCACACUCUUUUGUGCAGACACAGAAAAUCACACAGCCAAUCAGAUGUAAGAUUAGAUGUAUGCAUACACACACACAUAUACACACAAUCACACCCCCAUAAUCCCACCUCACCAAAGGUCUUAAAUCACACUUUGCACUUAAAAGCUGCAAGGUCAGAACAUUUGUGCUGCUCAUUAAAAAUCGUAAUAAAAAGAUGUUCAGAUAACUUUAAUAUUUGUGUGAAAUCGAAGUGAAAUUGAGCAAUUCUCUUCUGAAAUUGAGAAGGGAACAAAAAGGGAGAGAGGCUUGAGGGGCUGAAAGGAACAAAUCAAGGAACAAUGGCAGUCAGUUGAAAGGAUGAGUUAGUGCUGCUGUUGGAAAAAGAAACUGGCAGAUCUGAAGAGAUACUGUAAAUUAUUCCUCCAGCGGGUAAAAUGGCUUUGUGAAAACACUUGAUAACGGUUAAGUUUAAGGGCGGCAUGAUGAAACAUGAUGUAAACCUGUUUGCACAUGUUGCAACCACACAGUUUCGACUCACUGUGCUUCCCUUCAUUUGUUUUUUUUUGGUUCACUUUGAACAAACUGAUUUCUUUAUUGAUUCCUCUGUGAUAAUAUCUAUGAAUCAGUGGUGUCCUGUCGGUGCAUAUGCGGUAAAGCUGUCUGUUUUCCCCACAUUAACAGAAAGUAUACCUUUACUUGUGACAAAAAUUGGCUUUAAGAUUAACACUUGUUUUGUCUGCAGCACAGCUAAGGGGCCGUAUCUCUCCUGUUGUUGUUGUUUGUUCAUUUGGAACACAGCGCCUUGUAUAUUUUCCUGUCUCGAUGUGUGAUUGUAUUUCAUCCACAAGGUGUUUUGUCAACAGUGUGUACUCUGUGGGAUGCUGAACGCUCCACUGCCUCAGAGAGACGUGCACUCCAACAAUACUGCUGUGUGUGAGAGAGUGUGUGUUUUUGUGUAGAUGUGUAAAGGUGUGUGUGAAGAAGAGUGUACGUCUGAACAAACAGCAUAAAGGCAGAAUGGUGGUAAAUCACUAUAAAACUGAGGCUCUCCAGCCCUCUCAUUGUGAGGACUAGUCAUUUAUUUAACACUCAAAUAUGGUCCAGGGCUGUUUGGGGAGAAUACAUCAAGGGUCCACACAAAGAGCGGCACACUUCAACACACAAAGAGCCAAAAAAGAGAGGGCAAGCGCCUUUUUUUUUUUCCUCUUUCAUAUGGAGUGUUGUUUGUUCAGGGUGGGUGCAGGGCGCCUAGUGGGACUAGGGGGGGGGACCUCGGGAGAAAGGUGGGGGACUGAUGGAAGAAGAAAGGGAGGGGGGAGAAUGGUUAUUACACAGUGAAUCGAUGCACAAAUGGAGAGUGUCAGUGGGUGAUAGUGGGGAAAGGGGGGGGGGGGUACAUGGAGGGGGUGUAACAGAUCUUUUGUGGAGACUGGGAGUUAAUCACUUGAGCGGCACACGCCAGUUCUAUGGAAGCACAUGUUGUACACCGGCUCCCCUGGGGGAGGAGGGAGGUCCCAAAACACACACACACACACACACACACACACACACACACACACAAAGCUGAAUUUACAUGUCAGUUAUAAUGCAAAGCCGGGCCGAGGCCGACCGACUAGAAAGACAGAAGACCCACCCCUUCCACUGAACAGUUAGCAGACCCUCCUGGCCAGGGUGAUAGUAAGAGGUUUGCAUUGAAGGCGUACACACAUACUCACAUGUACACACCUUCUGCAGUUUCACUUUCUCCUGGAUGGACUGAUAUAUAUUUCUGCAAGGAGCUGUGCUAAAGAUGGACACAUAGUUUGACCUGGCAGUAAGUAGAAUCAUUUGUUUUACUUCUUCAGUUCCAUAUCAGUGUUUGAUGCUAAUAUCUGAGAGUAAAAGUGGAGGUUGCACUGACACAUUCGGUAAAAGAAUCAGCCACGGUCAUGUCAGAAGCUAUUAACAUCAAGAACUGCUUUGCUUUGGUUUAAGCGAAACAUACAUUAUAUAGCAUUUACUUUGCAUAUCAUUUUUUGAAUGAGAAAGAAAAUCAAGUCUGAGGUUGAGCUGGAAGACCUCCAACCGGCUGUGUGAUUGGAAAUCUCUCUUUGUAAUCAGGAUUACCUUUCCUUUCCCUGUAUUCAAAUAUUCAAACUCUUCCACUCCACUUUCUUCUGUAUGCAUGUUACCCUGUCUCACUUGCCUAUUAUUCUCCCCAUCAUGAAACAUCUAUUUUGCUGUCUUCUCAUCCUGCUUAUCAUAGUUGUCAUUGUUUUGGAUGAAAAGUGACAGCCUCGAUAACACUUCCCGCCUUCAAUUCAGGAAAAAGUCAGCGGCAGCUAUUCUUGCAAACACCCCAAUUCAACCAAUAUUUAUAGAUUGGCCCCAAGCCAUGAAUAAUGUGCACUAAUAUGUGACUUAGCAUGGGCCAUUAGUCCUGUGCUUUGUUGGUGUGGCUGUUAUAAAGUGCUUAAAGGCUGAAGACCAGGUGGUUGGGGAGCCUGCUGGCCUGAUCAGCCAGCAUGGAGGCUUUUGCCACUAAGUCAUUGCUGACGGGACUUCUCCCCUGUGGGUUAGAGAUCAUGGAUAGGAACAUCUGGGGUCUGAUUGUCUCUAAAAGGAAGGUGCGAAGGAUGAAUAAGGAGCAUCACUGCAAAUUAUGUCCUUGUAUUAUAUCUUAAAACAUUUAAAACACACUUCCCUCGAGGUGCUGUUUGCCUAAUCCACCUUUCAUUUUAUUCUUUUAGCCUUGUUAAAACUUGUUUUUAUGAGUUUACUGGUUUGUACGGCCUGGCUACACCAUGCUUAAAAUGCUUGUAAAGUGUUUUUCAGAUGGCAGCACAAGACGAGUGUAGAGUAGACUGUAAGUAGCCUAAUUGGCAGUUUGUUUAGAGGAAGGGCACCCAAAGGCUUAUUUGUCAAAUCCAACGGCCGAGCAAUAAAUCUACAAACACAAAGCCAGGCAGGGAGCCAAGAUGGACUACUUUUUCACUUUGUUUGUUUUGCAAACGCGAACACACCUGCUCCAACAGUGCAUGUCUGGACUGACUAGGAAAUAAUAAAUUUAACCACCACUGGAAACUGAUAAGAAUCAGAGGAAACUGUGACCCAGUUUCAUCCUUUCAUCAUGAACCUCAUUCGUAGAGAUCAGCAGAUAUAUCUCUGUAUGUGAUGUCUUUCAUUCCCUCCUUGUGUUUGCAGUUGAAGCCACUGACAGAACCUGACUGGGGUCAUGAGUUGUGUCCCCCCUUCACCUUUGUAUAACGUGCCCACCUGGAGCUCAGCCCGACCCACCUCUCACCUAUGCCUACAGGACCAUGGGUAGUGUCAGCAGUCUCGUCAACGGCAACAGCCUCGACAGCAAACACUGCAAGGCAUCCGACCACAGGAUAAAAAAGGAAACAAACCCUCACAGAAAGAGUGGAGGUUGCAGCCUUGACAGUUUACUCAGGUGUGGCUUCACUCAGAGCGCCUCAUCCAACAAUCAUCCCACCAAAGGCCUGUCACAUUCCCGCUCAGGUCGAAGUGAAGAUUUUUUUUACAUCAAGGUGAGCUCAUUUAAAAACAAAAAAAAAUUAAAUGUCUGAAAUUUUGCUAUGUCCAGAACUGGGAUAAAAUAAUUCGUCAUAAAUUGUCUGAUCUGUUCCAAAUAAGGUGAGCCAGAAACCAAGGUCAGCGUACCACCGAGGAGGACCCAUGGAGGAUCAGACAGGUGGAAAGAACAAAGAUGGGGAAUCAGGCGCGCGUCUGCAACCAAAACUGCUGCUUAUGUCGGGGAACGGGGGUCAAAAAGUGAGUGAAACUUGCCUUUAAGAUGUGUUUCCUUUAGGGGCUCUCUGCCCUCUAUUUUAAGAGGAGACUCACACAGACGUGAGUGCCAUGAGCUAAGAAAGAGUAAAGUGUAGCUUUAACAGCAGUAAUAACAGCCAGUGUGGUUCCUGUGUUAAACUUAGACGCGCUGGUGGGCAAAUUUCGUCCCUUUUGUCGCAGACUAGCACUUACGGUAAGCUAAGCUCUUUGGCACACUUACACAGGAGUUUGGCUGUAAUUUUCUCCUCUUACUCUUGAAUAACAUCGAAACCUGCAAUGCUCAAUAUUUCUCAAAGAAUAUCAGAUAAUUGAGACUUUAUAACAGUUGAAAAUUUAGAGCUAUUUUUACAUCUUUAUCAGAAUAUACAGUAGCUCUGAUUUGCUUGACAGGAUCUAUUGCUGGGGUAAUUCUUGUAAUCAUUAGGAAGGUAUGACUGCUAUAGAUUUUGGAAAGCUCAAGGCUAAGCUGAGGAUAAAACACGCACAGCAGGUAGGUUUAAUUGGUGGGAGCCAUUCUUCAUAACCUGUGUUGAACCACCUCGGUUUAUUAAUCACCCCCUUCUCAGAUUUAUGACCUGAGAAUGCCUUGAUCUUCUCAUGGAAGUCAUUCCUGUGCCAAGAAUAUGUAGGCAAACUGAGUCUCCCUCAAUAGGUCUUUAUUCCUCAGGGGCCAGAGGGUGAGAAAAGAGAGGCAUAGGAAGCAGCUUUAAGAGAGACAGAGUAGAGAAUAAGAAAGAGAAGCGAGAGAGAGAGAAGGGAGAAGGGAGAGAGAGAGAUCGGGGGCCGAGGAGAGUUUGAGGGAUAGAAAGCGGGAAAUAAAGAACAGCUCCUAGUCAUGAAGUCAGUAAGAAGGAAUGCUGAGCUCACAAGCUUUACCUCUUAGACUUCAGCAGUAGCUCAUAUUAUUAAUAUCACAGAGAAGGGCUAUUCAUCUUCGCGCAGACAGCACAUGGGGGGGGGGGUAGGUGGGAUGCAGAGGGGAGGAGAGGAGGACAAGAGGGAGGGGAAGUAUGGUACCAUUUGUGACGUUCUUGGACAGCACAGAUGGGGCAUGCAGAAUAUAAGUUCAUCUUGAAAAUGAGUUUUCACUUCUAUGACAGUCGGGUGAAUUUUACUUGCAGCCGCUGCUGUCUGGCUGUUAAUACUGGCAGCAAGUAGUGAAGCAAUUCUGCACGCCUCAGUGCUUCUGUUUCUAAUAUGAAAAGACAUGAGUGGGAAAAGAAUCUAUCCCUUUCGUUUCAGCAUGUGACAAUAUUUAUUUCUCUGACAGACAGUCGUUAUGAUUUUCAAGUUUGAAAGUGUGACCCGUCCGUGGCUCUUUGAGCUUCUUGCAACAUUAGGAAAGGGCGUGCUUUUCCGCCAUGCUGUCACCAGAGAGUGGCCGGUGAAUACGAAAACAAAAAUAGAGACGAACACCCCUGACUGUGUGUCAUUUCCCUCCUGUAGAGCUCUACUGAGAAAUCAUUGGUCCGUUCCACUGCCUUCAAGCCUGUGAUUCCCAGGAGUGCGACCUCUGUGGAGACAGGCCCCAACAGCCUUGACCGCAUCCUUUAUCCUCUGGAGACAACCACGGGUUCAGAUAUAAGGCAAAAGCAGGACACCUUCUCAGGUCUAAAUUGAUUCUAUAUCCAUAAACUCAAGCCCUAAGGUGUGAUUUAAGAGAGUGAAUGAUGAUUGCAGUUAAUUAAAAUGUCAUCUCUUAUCCUUCCAGGAACUCUCUCAGACUCUGGACGUAACUCCAUGUCUAGCCUGCCCACCCACAGCACCAGCGGCAGCCUAAGUGCUUCCACAGGUCCUGUCAGUCAAAGUGACGGCAGCUCUGCUCUUUCAAACAGCCUCAGCAAGGGAGCGCAGCCCAAUUUCCCUCCAUGGGUCAACGGGAACAGCACCAACUUCGACUGCGGCUACAGGCCUGGCUCAAACAGCAGAGGGUCGGCAUCUAAGGCUAAUGGGGACUGUGUCACCCCACUUUGUGCAGAUGAGACAAGUACUCUCUCUCAAACUGCAGGUGGGAUUCGCUCCCCUAUUACGACAGAUGAGUCACUGAUUGAGCGUUUGGAACAAAGGCUGCUGGAGCGAGAGACUGAGCUGCAGGAGCUUCAGGUAGAAAGCAGUCAUCUCAGGAGUUACAGCAUGUGCCCUUGAUUUCAGAUCAGAAUUUCUCAUAACGAUUUUGUACUGAAUUGGUAGUUUUUAAGGUUGAAUUUAUGUCAUCUCUGGUCUGAAUAAUAGGUGAGUUUUGAGGCAAAGGAAGUAGACACCUGUCAGCUAUUUGAGGAAAGACAAAAGUACUGCGCCGAAGAGAUGGAGGGCCUGAAGCAGCGGUGUUCGACAAAGCUCCGACAAGUGUCCCAAAUAGUCGCAAAAACCCAGCAAGCACUCCAGCUCCAGGUCAACCAGCUCCAGGUCAGCCCUACUUUUUUAUAUUUAUGAUUAUUUGUCAGCCUACAAACCCUGCUCUCUUCCUUCAUAAACCCACAGUGAUGGAGUUUGAAAAGAAUAUCAUUAUUAUAAGUGUAACCAUUCAUGAGCUGUCCUUUUCAAAUGAUUACACUGAGAAAUACCUUCUGUUCAGGCGGAGAAGGACAGGCUACAGGAGGAUGUUUUAAAACUAACCCAAGAGAAGGACCUUGUUGAGCUCAGACUGAGGUCUUAUGAGACACAGAACACACAGCUUGUUCCAACACUUGAGGAAACUCAAUGGGAGGUGAGUCAUGAGUCAUAUGUGUGAUAUCAGUUGGGUUAGAAACCUUGCGGCAGACCACACAAUCUGGUGCAACCUUGAAGGGUGCUGAGGUGUGAGAACAUUAAGUCCUUCCGUUACAAGAGGGAAAAAUAGGCUUUUGUGGAUAAAGUUUGAUGAAAAGAGGAAAGAAAGAAGAAAUCUAUCUUUAUAGAUAGAACGAGUGAUAUUAACUUCUUCCACUUUUCUUCAGUUUAUAACAUUGAUUUUUUUUCUUCUUCUUCGGAGUCAUAAAGGUCUUUUUCCUGAAUAGAAUCAACUUUUGCUCUCCUCACACAUACGGAACUGUUAUCCUCACUGUACAGUUAGUUCCUGACAGUUUUGAACAUGUACUUGUUAAUUUUUCUAUAUAAUUAAGUAGUUAAUGCCAGUAUUUAAUGUGAGGGGUCAAGGUUGAACAGUGUUAUGAACAUCUACGCUUCAAUCUAAGGAACCUCAGAGUAUUGUUUUAAGAGUGCAAUUUUGUCACUUGUCAAAUCCCAUUAUACAUUACAAUCAGUUUUUUUAAACAAAUUUAAUGCUACCUACCCAAACAGAGGACUCAGUUAAAUAAGGUUAGAAAGUAGCUAAUUGAAAAUGUCAAAAUAAGAGAUAGACCAACUAAUCGACCGAUAUCACCAUUACCUUUCAAAAGAAAACACAUCAUUCCCAUCCUUAUUAACAGCAAAUCAAAUCUGCACAAGUCACUUGCUACUGUUUUAUAUAGAUGCUGUUAUGAUGUAGAAAAUAAGGUAGUUUUUUUAUUGCUUAUGACAAAUUUAUCAGCCAUUUUCUGAAAUAAAGUAUCAAUAGAAACCCAUCUAAAACAUGCUACUAACCUCCUAUAUAUAUUAUAAGACCAAUUUCUACAUGACUUUGCCUUUUCUAUCAAUUUAAUCACAAUAUUUGCCUUGUAUUUUUGUCUUUAAUAAUAAUUUCAAGAGGCUGGACAGAAAUCUAAAAGUCCCUUGUUGCAAUAUUCAACCGAGGGAUAUGCGAUCCCCAAAAUUCAAUUAAAUUUACUCCAAGUUAAAUUUUUGUCAAAUGCUGGAAAAAAUCUGCAACAUUGUGAAAUCUGCAUUUUAAAUCAUCUAUCAGCCAACCUUCUAUCUUAAUAAUGGUAUCAGUAUCAGCUACUGAAAAAGUGGUUACGGUCAAACACUAGUCAGACGUAUCCAUAAAAGUACAAAUAUUUUCUAUAUCUGUUGGUUAUAAAAUGUAGAGAGAACUCAUUUCAAACUGCUGUGUGGACCUCAACCAAUCAUCUAAAUAAAGAAAUCAGUUAAUUAACUCUAAGGUCAGCACUGACUCUUCCUAAGUCUGACAGGACCAGACAAAGAGCUGAAGAAACUGAUGAAAAAUGUGUUUUCCUUAUCUUAGAAUAAGCUUUUUAUAUCCACAAGGAGAGGGGAUCAUCUCCCACAAAGCUCUUAUUUCUACAAUAUCUCAGAAAAGACAAACAAAUCUUUGGUUCUAGGGAAGGCCCAGGGAUUCUCAUUGGUUCUCUAUAACUGGUAUGGGUACAAUUUAGGACACUAACUUAAAUGCUCUGGCUCUUUAAGCUUACUUUAGCUGAAGCUAAAAAUGUGACAUAGUCUUUCCCAUACAUACAGCUGUAUAAACAAAAACAUUGUUCUCCAGUAAUCCACAUGUCAGUGUUGUGUUUAUUUUGCUGAAUUGAGUAAGACUGUGGGGUAUCAAUGAUGCCUGUUUCCUUGUGAGAAAUGAACACAAUGCUUCAGGAGAGUUGUGUCAAAGAUGCCUGCCAAAUGUACCAAAUGCAGGUGUGCCAGAAGACAGGGGAGAUCUCUUUGUUGAAGCAGCAGCUGAGAGACUGUCAGGCGGACGUCAGCCACAAGUUAAAUGAGAUCGUCAACCUGAGGGCGUUACUGAGAGAAAACGCUGCAAAGAUGGAGACACUGGAGAAACAGAAUAAAGAGCACGAGGACAAACUGCACUCUCGCAUCAUAGAGGCUGAGGUACGUCUGCAGAUGAUUCUAUAGCUAUUCAUCCAACAAUGACAUUCAAAGAAAGCUGUGUUAAUAAAAUGCCCACACAGUGCUUGUAAGUUGAAAGCCCCUCUCAAUAGGCUGGAUACCUGCUAUUAUGUGCUGCUCUUGACUGUGGCCAUCAGGCUGUUUUCAGCGUCUGUGUUUAAGCGGACUUACAUAAUCAGUCUUAUGAGAGAACUAUUAGACACUCCACUUAAUCUGACCCGUUUGAUUGGUCAAAACAGCUUUUGUAAUCGCUGCCUCUGCAUGACUUUUUCACAUUUGUCAUUUAGGUGUGUCAAAAUGAACUCCAGCGAAAGAAGAAUGAGGCUGAUUUGCUGAGAGAGAAAGUGGGCAAACUGGAGACUGACAUUCAAGCGAUGAAACAGGACCUGGCCUUGGCUAAAGAGCAGAGGCUGCAGCACAGUGUGCAACAAGAGCCCAGCGCCCAGACUCCGGCCCUGGAAAGAAUAGUCCAAGGCUCAGACUCUCCCCCCCAUGGCCAGGUGGAGGAGGACAGUGGACACGUCUCCACAGAAUCACUCCAAAGGGAGGUGGAGAGACUGAAGCAGCAGCUCAGCGAGGAGAAAGAUGCUCAAGUGAGGCAGGCCAGCAGCUUUGAGCAGGAGAGGCUGACAUGGAACAAGGAGAAGGACAGGGUCAUCAAAUAUCAGAGGCAGCUCCAGAUCAACUACCUGCAGAUGCACAAGAAAAACAGGGACCUGGAGAGGAUCCUGAAGGAGCUGACAGCUGAACUGGAGAGCCGGACAGAACUAGGAUUCAACUACAGCUCAGGGUUACAAACUUAUGAUGAUGUUAUUGCCACAGAGAUUUGAUGGGAGCACUCACACACAUACAGGGAGAGUGAAAUGGGCACUUGACUGUGUUUAACCACUGAUACUUAUUUUAUCAUGCCUGGUGGUCAUUCACUGCUUAUUAGUGUUUUACAAGGCUUAUUUAAUAGUGUGUUUAAUCUAGUGACACUGCUAGUUCCCCUUUAAAGUAAAUUUUAAGUUAUUUCAUGUUUAAUUGAGGAUAUCUUUUAUACUUUUACCAUGCUGUUCAACAAGGUCUCUAAUCUGAGUCAUGCAUAAUAAUGUAUCUUAAACACCCGCUAUUGGUUUUUAAUUGAUACAGCCUAGACAAUAGGUGAUUCAUCUGGGUUUGUAACCAAUGUCUGGUAGUGACACUUGAUGAGCAUGAUAGUGGCUAAACAUCUGUCCCUCCAUGCAUAAAAAUGGCAGUGAUAUAUGAUGUAUUGUGGGUCUUUGUUCCUAAACCUUAAUUAACUUUGCCUUGUGUAACCACAUUACUGCUCUAUGCUAAUUCACUGUUCCACAGGCGUUUCUGCAUGUAAAACAAGGUUUGAACAUUUGAGUCAAAAACUGUGCACAGGUCUUAUUUUUGUAUAUUUGCAGUAUUUUUUUUCUACAGUAAUGUCUAAAAAAAAAAAAAGAUUUGCACUACAAUAUAUGCCAAAAUGGUUUUAAGGUGUCAUGCAUCAGCUCAAAAGUGGAACAUUCAUUCAGCAUGUAACCAUACAGUCCUUGUAUUACAGUUUUUUUACCACCUGUAAAUUUGUGUUGCUCUUUGUUUUGCCAUAUUCAAACUUUGACACUGUUGACAUUACAGUGAUUUAACUUCCAGGGUAUCAGUAAUGCACAAUAUGGAUUUUUCUGAGAUUACACUAAUAAUAUUAGAAACAUUUUUAUUUAAUUUUUUAUAUUAAAACGUGUAGUUUAACUACAUCUGAGGGUGAGAGAGGCCAGCAAAAAUGCAUGUCCUUUAAUAUUACACACUAACCAGUUCUAACUCAAAUCACUACUGUCGGCACACAAAAAAAGAAAAGUUCUGAGUCAUCGGUUGAUGUUAUUUUUAUCGAUUUUUUAUUUUUCCUUUUUGCAAACCAGAGCACUUCUGUGCACAGUAAUAUCUUUUUGAUAUAAAAGUCUCAAUCCAGCCACUGGACAAAUGCCAGAAGCCCAUAUGUCCAUGGUAAGACCACUGACAUUGCUGUCCAUGUUUGCAGAGAUCAUUUAAUUUAGGGCAGGCAGGGGUACUUUUGAAAAGAAACAGCAACUCGGGAAGUCAUUGCAGUUAGACUAUUAGUGGGCGAAAUCCUUGGUCUUUUGUCUUGGAAAAGGUUGGACAUCAUAAACUGUAAAUUCCAUAAAUUUUUAACAUUAAUUGCUUUCCCUUUUGACGUUUACAGUUCUGGCAUGCCUGUUAAAUUGGCACAAAAGCACUUGAUGUUUCUUUUGGUGCUAUCGAUUGCUGUGGCUAUUUAUGUUCCCUGUUUUUUUCAAUACAUCUUCAUCGCAAUCAUGGCUAUGCAAGUGAUGGAAAAGAUAUUGCAUGUCAAACUUCACACUCAUGGCACAUUUUACAGACUGAUGCCAUUUUUACCCUCUCAUCAAUUUGUCGCAGCUGCACCUGUUCCUCUUCUCAGCAUGGAAUGGCAGAUUGCAUGCUGCCAAAUUCAGAGAAAAGGAGGCUUGUUUAUUAGUAAUUGACAGAAACUUUUUUGGUUUUGUUUUUUAUCAGAUAAAACUGUAUGAUUGGAUUAAUAAAUAAUAAAAAAUUCGCCUUAUUGGUCAAAAAUUUAUUAAAACG
Xyrichtys novacula (pearly razorfish) is the source of this 16981-nucleotide messenger RNA. NCBI's taxonomy places the organism in Eukaryota, Metazoa, Chordata, Actinopteri, Labriformes, Labridae. The record is from the annotation of a GenBank genome assembly.